Molecule: messenger RNA, 4979 nt
Organism: Prorocentrum cordatum
Lineage: Eukaryota; Dinophyceae; Prorocentrales; Prorocentraceae
Source: the annotation of a GenBank genome assembly
AUUGGCCGCUACCCCUAGCCUGCGACCACCGUCGCUGCUCGCAGAAGCGUCUGACCAUCAUGGAUGACGUCUUCGCGGAGGUACCGUCUGCCAGUUCAGCUCCCCCCCUGCAGCGUACAAUGUCAUCGUUCUCCUUGGGCUCGAGGAACUCGAAGGGCACGCAGGUGUCGGACUCGGAUAGUGCGAGCGUGACUACGGGCAACACAGAGACUUCCAGGAGCGAGAAGUGGGGCUACCUUUUCAAGGACCAGGAGAAGGAACCGGAAUUCAACGCGUUGGACAGCGGCGUCCUGCAGAGCGGCGAGCGCAAGAUAUCCGUGAGUCCAGAGGGCAUCGAGACCCUCCCCCGCGAGCUGAACAAGGUCAAGGCGGGCAAGCCGAACACGCUGCGAACUACUCGCUUCACUUUUGUGACCUGGAUUCCCCUCAGUCUGAUGCACCAGUUCAAACGCGUGGCGAACAUCUACUUCCUCUUCAUCUGUGUGAUCGUGUGCUUCCCGUGGUCUCCGAAGACAUGGCACAGCAAGCUGGGCCCCUUCGUCCUGGUGCUGCUGUGGACUGCGUGCAAGGACAUGUACGAGGACCUGCGCAGGCGCCGCGACGACAGGGCCGAGAACUCCCAGGCCGUGCGGCGCCUCGUGAAGGGCAAGAACGGGCUCAAGGACCGCUUCGAGGAGGUCACGUGGAAGGACUCUGGGGAGGACAAAAAGGUACCCAUACCGCGGCACCCGUGGGAAGUGCGGCACCCGUGGGACGCCACAGGUGAGUUCCGCCGACCGCGGACUGGCCCGUCGCUAGACGCGGGUCCAGCUGCCGUACGUUUGCACAGACGCAUGACGGCGGCACAUUGCUUCAUAUCCACGGUGAUGCUGGACGGCGAGACCAGCCUGAAAGAGCGCAGCGCGCCCAGCGUGUUCGAGGCGCUGAGCCGCGAGUGCGGCAAGAAGAGCCAGAACUGGCUGGCGAUGCAGGCGGAGAACGACGCAGGCGCCCCAGCGCGGAAGUCGGGCCAGAAAACGGAGCUGGCGCGCACAAAGUCCAUGGACAACGCCGAGGACGAGGCUGGCCGCAGCUGGAAGGAGAUGGAGCCUGAGUUCCACAAGUACUUCUCCACGAUGUGCCAGGUCGGCCUGGACAUUAAGCUGGCGGCGCCCACGCCAACGCUUCAAGACGUCCGCGGCGGGAUCCACAUGCGGAGCAAGGACGCUGCUUCUGGCGCAACGGCGGUGUGCCCUUUUGGGGAGAUCAAUUUCCUGCCCCGUGGCUGCGUCCUUAGGAACACUCCCUGGGUGCUCGGCAUUGCAGCUUACGUGGGCGACGACUCCAAAUGCCGGCUGAACGCGAUGCAGGGCCGCGUGAACAAGUUUUCCAAUAUGCAGGUGAAUCUGAACAAUGUAAUCGUCGGGUUGCUCGGCUUCCUUCUCGCUCUGUGCUCAGCGGCCACGAUCGUGUUCGUUGCAGGUGAGGGGACGCUCGCCGAGCCGACCGGCGAACACCCCAUAAUCAUGUUCUUCAACCUGUACGUGGUCUACGAGAUGCUGAAGCUGCUCCUCGGCUAUCUCCUGGCGUCCGACAAGCAGAUGGUCGACCCCGACACUGGCGAGGGUGCGCUCCCGCGAACCGCCGACUUGAUGGAGGAGAUGGGGCAGAUUAGCUUCAUAUUCUCCGACAAGACGGGGACACUGACCCGCAACGAGAUGGUCUUUGCAGAGUGCGACAUCGGCGGCACCGACAUGGGCGAGUUCCGCGGCAACGACGCGCCGGGUCUCCAGAAGGUGAAGCAGGUGUUCGGCGACGGCGAAGAGGGUGAAGCAGGUCAUGCCAGCACAGCCACGAGCCCGACGUUCCACAACAUGGUGGACUUCUUCACUUGCCUUGCGGUGUGCCACAGCGUGGUACGGGAGCGGCAGGCAGACUGCAAGCAGUCUGCGGAGCCCAACGGUGCGGGCAAUUCCUCUGUCAAGCCCACGGCGCUGUACUCUGGGGCCUCGCCGGACGAGGUGGCGUUGGUGGACGCGGCUUGCAAUGCUGGCAUCGAGUUCAAAGGGCGCAAGCGUAGGUACGCGGGCUCCUCUUCCGAGCUGAUCGUCCGAGGGCCUGGCAGUAAGGAGCGCGUCUUCGUGCAGCUCUUCGAGCUGCCCUUCAGCUCGGACCGCAAGCGCAUGUCCGUGAUCGUGAGGCACAAAGGCGACAUCUGGUGCAUCACAAAGGGAGCGGACUCGGUGAUGGAGGGGCUGCUGCGGGAGCCCCUCAGCGCCGACAGCCAGACGCACUUGAACACGUAUGCGGCGAAGGGUCUCCGCACGCUCAUCAUCGGUAUGAAGAAGGUUAGCCAGGAGGAAUGGGAGGAGUGGAGCGCGGACUACAUCACCGCCAGGGAGGUGAUCAACACCACCAAAGAGUCUGGGAUGGCCGCCGUGGCGGCGAGGAUCGAGAAGGGCCUGAAGUUCGUCGGCAUCACCGCGGUGGAUGACCGGCUCCAGGACCAGGUGCAGGAGACCAUCAGCUUGGUGAAGGAGAUGGGCAUCCGCCUGUGGGUCCUCACUGGCGACAAGACCGAGACCGCGGUGGACAUCGCCCGGUCGUGCAGCCUCUUCACUAGCUCCACGACCCUGGCCUACGCCGUGAAAGGCUCGAGCGCAAAGGACGCCGAGGACCGGCUGCUCAAGGCGUACUCGGAGCUGGAGGGCAAGGCGGACGCCGGCAUCGUGCUCGACGGCCAGACCCUGCUUCACGCGCUGAAGAGCCCAGAGUGCCGCAAGGUCAUCUACGACUUGGGCAUGGUGAGCCGCUCGUGCAUCUGUGCGCGCCUGAGCCCCCAGCAGAAGCUGCAGCUCGUGCAGCUGGUGCGCGAGCAGGAUCCGAAGACCAUCACGCUGUCCGUCGGCGACGGCGCGAACGAUGUCCCGAUGAUCUACGGCGCGCACGUUGGCAUUGCAAUCCGCGGGAAGGAGGGCACUCAAGCCAUGCAGGCGUCGGACAUCGCCAUUUCGCAAUUCCGGUUCCUGAUGCCACUGUUGCAGUGUCACGGUCGCCGUGCCUACAGACGCGUGGCGAUGUUCUUAUGCUUUUUCUUGUACAAGAACAUUACAUUGAUCAUGCUGGACAUUGUGUGGAUGUUUCAGUAUAAAUUCAAGGGCCUGAUCGCAGUUCCGGAGUGGCUGUCCAUCAACUUCAACCCAAUCUUCACAUCUUUGCACAUGCUGCUCAUACUCGCCCUUGACAAAGACAUCUCCGACGAACAGGCGAACAAAAACCCAGCCUUGUACAAGGUCGGACCUGCCCGCAAGUUGUUCAACGUCAAGGUGUUUUCCAAAUGGGUGAUCCUCGCGUGCUAUCAUGGCGUCGUCUGCUGGACCAUUCCGUACACGAUCCUCGACCCCGACAUCGACAAUGUGGUCAAGACCGAGCCUUCCGACUUCUGGGUCUCCUCCGUCACCUCGUUCUCGUGCGUCGUCUUCGUGGUGUGCCUGAAGCUGAUGCUCGUCGCUCAGAACCCACUGGGCCUUCAUACUUGGCUUCCAACACUGAUUACCUUCGUCAUGUUCUUCAUCGUGAUAUUCUGCUUCAGCUACGUGUGGUUUGGCCCCACGAUGCAGCCCAACAUGAAGGGGAUGUUCGGCGACAUGAUCGGGAACAGCAAGGUGUACAUGUCGGUUGCCGCGGUCUGCCUGGUUGCGCUGACUCCCGACGUGAUAAUGCUUGUCACUGAGAAGCUGUUCUUCCCUUCUGAUCUGGACAAGGCUCGCCGUAGGUCGCGGCAGCUGUCGUCUCCCGAACAGUAGGUUGCUAGCCUCACGCUUUCCAGGCUUACGCAACAUUCGCCUCCGCGUGUACCUAGGGUUAAGUCGGGCGUGUCCCUCUACAGGAGGAAUAUUCAAAAAUAAGCCUCGCACGCCUGGCGGUGCCCGCAGGAACCGGCCGACUGGUGCUGGUCUGCGUGUCGCUUGCGCAGCGCUGCAUCGACCCAUGAUGGAGGGGUGGUGGUGGGUCCACGGGUCCACGGUAGGCUUCGGCGAGUUCGCUGGGGUCUGGAGGACCCCUCGCUGCAGUGAGCAUCCAGGAGCCCUGGGGCGGCCUCGGCGAGUUCGCCGAGGUCCGAGGGGCAGCCCCCUCCCUCCGCCGCUCCGAUCUCCGGCCGCCCCGCGAGGACGCAGAGUGGCGACGACAGCCCGUCACUCUGCGAGCCCUUCCCUCUCCGGCCACCUGGUGGCCCGCCCGGAUGCGAUCUGCAGCGGCAAUUAGCAGUGAUUUUCCUGUCCACUGGCGCGCCGUCCUGCAGUGUUCGGGCGCUGCGUGCUUCCUCCCGGGGGAGUCGCGCCGCCUCCCCUCGUCUCGCAGCACAGCGGGCAGCAGGCAGCAGGCUUGGGUAUGGGCUGCUCAGGGCUCUGCUGAGGCUUCCCCUGUGCCAGAGCUUCCGCGGGCUAGUACAGAGCGGCUGCUGCUGCUGCCCCUCCUCCGCCUCGCCUGCCUCCGAAGUCACGGUCCCCGUGCCGCCCGGGGGCCGCGUGGUGGGGAACACCAGCUGCGUCGACGUCGCUGGUGGGGCACCGCCCGUCGGGGGUCGUCGGGCCCGUCGCUCACUCGGCAAGGGCCGGAGCGAGGCUCGAGGCCCGCAAUCAUCUCCAUUCGGUACCAUCGGCAUGGGUACGGAUGCAACGGGCGCAAAGGCCAACAUCAGUUUCUGCCCAGUCUGAGCAGGGUUCGCCGUUGGCGAGGCUGCGUUUGCUGUCCGUUCGAGACAGGAGGCCGCCCGCCCAACAGCGGCCGCUGUCGGUUUUGGGCAACAUCUGUUGUUGGGCAUUGUGCCCAUUCUUUCCCGUAUCUGUUUCGGGCGUCCAAAUCCAUGGCCUUCGGCCUCGGUUUCUUCCCCUCAGUGGGGAGGUGGACGGACUUCCUAUCCUAUUUUCGCGGGCCGCCAUGUCGGGAAAUCUUGCCGCCCGGCCCGCGUCAACAGUUUCGCAACGCCGAACUGGCGC